This is a messenger RNA of Hordeum vulgare subsp. vulgare (domesticated barley), 2221 nucleotides long. Its product is annotated as subtilisin-like protease SBT3.10. Gene Ontology annotation, biological process: proteolysis. Gene Ontology annotation, molecular function: serine-type endopeptidase activity. The transcript is spliced from 8 exons. NCBI's taxonomy places the organism in Eukaryota, Viridiplantae, Streptophyta, Magnoliopsida, Poales, Poaceae. The coding region runs from base 1 to 2046 and encodes 681 amino acids. The record is from RefSeq and is a predicted model, not a curated record.
AUGGGACUGCCGCACGACCAGCCCAACGGAAUUCUGGCGAGUGCUAGAAUGGGAGAGGGUGUCAUCAUCGGCGUCAUUGACUCAGAUCCAGGCAUCUCCGCCGCCGCCGCCGCCGCCGGUCUUUCCCGGUCAGGUGGUCCUGAUGCUGUCUCCAUCCAGCUGCCUGCGACUCACCUCAUCUGGCGGCAUCACGGACAUUUUAUUCUGGAUCCAGAUUCAUUGGCACGAUGUAUUUGGCCAGAGUCACCGAGCUUCAGUGACGAUGGAUACGCGCCCCGUCCUCCAAGAUGGAAGGGAACGUGUCAAUCUGGCAAGUCCUUCAGCCCCAAGAGCUGCAACAACAAGAUCAUCGGUGCACGGUGGUACGCGGAUGUCGAAUCCCAACUAGUAGGUGAAUAUUUGUCUCCCAGAGACCUCAACGGCCAUGGCACCCAUGUGGCCUCGAUAGCAGCGGGUAACAUAGCCCACAACAUCAGCUUCCAUGGGCUGGCAUCCGGCGUUGCGCGCGGCGGCGCGCCAAGAGCCCGCAUCGCGGUGUACAAGGCUUGCUGGAGCCUUGAAGCGCCACCAGCUGACGCCACAUGCAGUGAGGCAGCGGUCAUGAAAGCUAUAGAUGAUGCCAUCCAUGAUGGUGUCGAUGUCUUAUCGCUGUCCAUAGUCAACCUGUUGGGUCACCUCCCCGCAUUUCAUGCUGUGGCAAAGGGUAUACCGGUGGUAUAUGCAGCUGGGAAUUUUGGACCUUAUGCCCAGAUGGUGGGUAACGUAGCUCCUUGGCUGUUUACGGUUGCGGCAUCAACGGUGGAUCGGUUGUUUCCUACUACCAUCACUCUUGGAAAUGGCCAGACACUUAUGGGACAAUCCUUGUUUGCGGAUAUGGAAAGAGCAAACCAGUUUCACAAGAUCAAGCUCUAUAUGAAUGGCAUGUGUAACUCGACUCUUGCAAACAGUACAGAUGUGAAGGGGAAUAUUGUCCUUUGCUUCAGUAUAACCUCUGUUUUCCCGGUUGCUCAACUGUAUAGGUUAGCAACUGCAGUGAUCAAGAACGGAGGAGAAGGUUUUAUCUUCACGCAGCAAAAUUCGGACCUUCUUGUUGCCUGGCAGUUUCGUGCCAUGUCCAUCCCAUGUGUUUCUAUUGAUUUAGAGGUUGCCUACAAGAUAAUUCAGUAUUUCAGUACCAGUCAGGAUCCGGUAGCAAAGGUUUCUUUAAGUCGAACAACAACUGGAAGUGGAUUUCCUGCUCCAAAGAUUGCAGCUUUCUCAUCAAGGGGUCCAAGCUCCGUCUAUCCUGCAGUGCUCAAGCCUGACAUUGCUGCACCGGGGGUGAAUAUUUUAGCAGCAGCGCCACAGGUUGGUGUUUACAAGGAACUGGGGCUCUACUUCUUUGAUUCAGGGACAUCCAUGGCUUGCCCACAUGUAUCUGGCAUUAUAGCCGUGCUCAAGUCACUCCAUCCAGACUGGUCACCUGCUGCUUUCAAAUCAGCACUCAUGACAACUGCAUACAUUACAGACAACAAUGGUCUCCCAUUACUAGCUGAUGCAACCCCAAAUAAGAUUGCAAAUCCUUUUGAUUAUGGAGCUGGAUUUGUCAAUCCGGCUCAAGCGAACGAUCCUGGACUUAUAUAUGAUACCGAUGCUUCAGAUUACCAGAAAUUGUUCAACUGCAUGUAUGGGUCAGACACAAACAGUAGUUGUAUAGCAACUGAGAGAUCCUUGUUUGACCUGAAUCUCCCAUCAAUCGCCAUCCCCAAUCUCAAAUCAUCGGAAACGGUAUCAAGGACUGUCACCAAUGUGGGCCAAGCUGAUGCAGUGUAUAGAGCAUUUGUUGAGCCCCCUGCUGGAGUUGAGAUGCUGGUCAAACCCAUGGUGUUGGUGUUUGGCAAGGGUACAAGCUCACAGUCUUUCAAGGUGAGCUUCAGGGCAACACGAAAGAUCCAAGGCGAUUACUCAUUUGGUAAUUUGGUGUGGCACGAUGGUGGCAGUCAUUGGGUCCGAAUCCCGAUAGCAGUUCGUGUUGUUAUCGAAGAUCUCUAUUCAACCGUCUCCUAAACUAUCGGUGUGGAGGUAAAGGGUUAAGUUUGUAGUUAAUGUAUGUAAUAAGUGAUGUGUUACCUGACGUUUGCAUUUGUUGUCUGUUGCGUCGAUAAUUUUACAAGAACAAAAUGCUCACAUAUCAUGAUAGCUGAGCUUCAUUUGAUGAGAUAAAAGCAGUUUUUAAUUGUUA